AUGAUCAAUGCAUUUGCGGUGAAAGAAGUGGCUACAAUCAGGCAGCAGCCUCAGCAAAUCCGUGUCUUUGUAGUCAGCCAAGCAAAUGGAGCAAGCAGAAGCUGUGGAGUCACAUUUAUGGGGUUUGAGUUUGGAGUAUAUGAAUUGUGGGUAGGUAGAGAUGGUGAUUUCAUCGAGGCCGUGUCGACGCCACAAGUCUUCGUCCGUGGUAGCGGUGGGGCUUACGUGGGUGGAAAAGCGGUGGUUGUUGAGAUUGGCGCCGCCGUGUAUACGGGUGCACAUGUAGGAGGCAUAGGUGAUGAUCACAAAUAUUACGAGGAUCCCGAGGGAGAGCCCGAUGCCGUACCCGAAGCCACCCACAGUUUGGCCUGUUGCAUUCUCAGGGCCUUCCAUUGCUUCCAAUGUAGUAUUCAUUUUCUUGAUUUACAGACGACAAGCGGUAGCUGCAGUAGUGUCACAUCAGAACGCCCUUAUUUGACUGCUACAAGGGCAUCAACACCAGCAGACGCAGUGGUGCUCACUGCUCGAAGUGGCGCAACAGUAUUUUUUGGUUGUGGUUGUUGGUGGCGGCUGCGACCCCGGUGGUGGAGUGGGACGAUUGAUGUAGCUGUUGCGGUGGUGGUGGAUCUUGGUGAUGGUGGUGUUUUGUGCAACGGCUAUUUAACUGUGGUGGCGAAUCUGCCACUCACUUCAGUAUUCCUUCAAAAAGAAAAGCUGCUAGUUAACAUCAGUCAUGUCGAGGCAAGCUCAUCUUCCUCCUCGCUGUCCCGAUCAAAAGAAAAGCGUAAAUCGCCCAGCUCUAUCUUAGAGGAGCAGCCAGCAUGGCUUAGUGAUUUGUUGAGUGGUUCGGACUCAGAUUCUAGUGGGAUUUUACACCGACGAUCUGCUAGUGAUUCCUUUACCGUUUCGGGUUGUCUUGUCCCUUUACCUGGUCUAGAACAACUAGAUGCAUUGAAGACUCCGGAUUCUUGUGGACCAGAUAAUGAAUUUGAAUCUGGUUGUGCAUAUGGUCCCAAUUCCCCUCGCAGAAAAGGAAAAGUAGCAUUUCCUGAGAAUGCAAUUGUUUCAGCAUUAUCUGAAUAUGUUUUACAAAGUCCUCUGCAGCUUCUGGAUGCCAAUAUGUGUGUUUCUAGAACUGCACAGCCAGAUUCAACAGGUGAUGCCUUUGGUCCAGGUAGUGGAACUAAUACAGAGCCGAAACUGAUGAAACGACAUCCUGGGCAGCGAUCUAGAGUCCGCAAACUUCAAUAUAUUGCUGAACUGGAAAGAACUGUUGACAUUCUUCAGAAUUUGGAGUCAGAUUUGGCUGUCAGAGUCACUUCUCUGUAUCAGCAACAGCUUGCUUUAUCAAUGGAGAACAGCACGCUAAAGCAGAAGAUGGUGAGACUGCAAAGGGAGAGAUUCAAUGCGGAAGGUGAGUACCAUUCCCUGAAGAAAGAGUACGAGAGAUUAAAAAUGUUCCUAGCUUAUUCCUCUACUAGCAAGGUCCAUGGCUGGUCGAACUCUGCUGCUGAUUUAUCCUGUUCUGGAGACAUUUGGCAAACAUUAGACAUGCGCAAACUCGAUCUGAACUGA
Molecule: messenger RNA, 1575 nt
Organism: Fraxinus pennsylvanica
Lineage: Eukaryota; Viridiplantae; Streptophyta; Magnoliopsida; Lamiales; Oleaceae
Source: the annotation of a GenBank genome assembly